This is a messenger RNA of Oncorhynchus masou masou (cherry salmon), 2089 nucleotides long. RefSeq names its product ribonuclease inhibitor-like. Lineage: Eukaryota; Metazoa; Chordata; Actinopteri; Salmoniformes; Salmonidae. The record is from RefSeq and is a predicted model, not a curated record. Gene Ontology annotation, biological process: intracellular signal transduction. The transcript is spliced from 5 exons. The annotation marks the transcript as partial. Gene Ontology annotation, molecular function: protein binding.
UCAGGCUGUCGAGCCACAGAGGAAGGCUGUGCUUCUCUGGUCUCAGCUCUGGAGUCAAACCCCUCACACCUGAGAAAGCUGGAUCUGUGUAACAAUGACCUGAAGGAUUCAGGAGUGAAGCUGCUCUCUGCUGGACUGGGGAAUCCCCACUGUAAACUGGAGACUCUUAGGCUGUCAGGCUGUCUAGUCACAGAGGAAGGCUGUGCUUCUCUGGUCUCAGCUCUGAGGUCAAACCCCUCACACCUGAGAGAGCUGGACCUGAGUAACAAUGACCUGAAGGAUUCAGGAGUGAAGCUGCUCUCUGAUGGACUGGGGAAUCCCCACUGUAAACUGGAGACUCUGAGGCUGUCAGGCUGUCUAGUCACAGAGGAAGGCUGUGCUUCUCUGGUCUCAGCUCUGAGGUCAAACCCCUCACACCUGAGAGAGCUGGACCUGAGCUACAAUCACCCAGGAGACUCAGGAGUCAGACUGCUCUCUGCUGGACUGGAGGAUCCACACUGCAGACUGGAGAAACUCAAUGUGGAACAUGGUGGAGAGAACACAAUGAAACCUGGACUUAGAAAAUAUGUCUGUGAUCUCACACUGGACCCAAACACAGUAAACAGACUCCUCUCUCUGUCUGAGGAGAACAGAAAGGUGACAUGGAGGACAGAGGAGCAGCCGUAUCCUGAUCACCCAGAGAGAUUUGAGGGCUGGAGACAGGUGCUGUGUAGAGAGGGUCUGACUGGGUGCUGUUACUGGGAGGUAGAGUGGAGUGGGAGAGAGGCUGAAAUAGGAGUGACAUAUAAAGGAAUCAGCAGGAGAGGAGGGGGUGAGGACUGUUGUCUUGGAUGGAAUGACAAGUCCUGGAGUCUGUUCUGCUCUGACAACAGUUACUCUGCCUGGCACAAUAAUAAACCCACUACCAUAGACGUCGCCCCCUCCAGCUCCCACAGAGUAGGAGUGUAUCUGGACUGGCCAGCCGGCACUCUGUCCUUCUAUAGAGCCUCCUCUGACACACUGACCCACCUGAUCACAUUCACCUCCACGUUCACUGAGCCGCUCUAUCCAGGGUUUAGGGUUUAUGAUGUUGACUCCUCAGUGUCGCUGAAAUAAUAACCUGUCAGACACACUGAACACACACACACACUGAACACACACACACACUGAACACACACACACACUGAACACACACACACACUGGACAAACACACACACACACUGGACAAACACACACACACACACUGGACAAACACACACACACUGGACUCACAAACACACACACAAUUGGACACACACUGGACUCACAAACACACACACACACACUGGACUCACAAACACACACUGGACUCACACACACACUGGACUCACAUACACACACUGGACAAAAACUCACACACACUGGACAAACACACACAAACACACACAGGACUCACAAACACACACACACACACUGGACAAAAACACACACACACACUGGACAAACACACACACACACUGGACAAACACACACACAUACAUGCUGGACACACACACACACACACACACUGGACCCAAACACAGUAAACAGACUCCUCUCUAUGUCUGAGGAGAACAGAAAGGUGACAUGGAGGAGAGAGGAGCAGCCGUAUCCUGAUCACCCAGAGAGAUUUGAGGACUGUAGACAGGUGCUGUGUAGAGAGGGUCUGACUGGGCGCUGUUACUGGGAGGUAGAGUGGAGUGGGGGGGCUGUUAUAGGAGUGACAUAUAAAGGAAUCAGCAGGAGAGGAGGGGGUGAGGACUGUUAUCUUGGAGCCAAUGACAAGUCCUGGAGACUGGACACACACACAGACUGGGCAAAGACACACACACACACUGGACAAACACACAUUCACACUGGACAAACAAAAACACGCACACACUGGACAAACUCUCUCACACACACACACACACAUGCGCAUCUUCCUAUAGUUGUGACCUUGACCUCUUACAGUUUUUUUUGAUUGCUUAAGCACGAUUUUCAAAACAGGGCCCGUGUUUUCAAAACACUACACACAAUUAGCACAACCACACACCCAAUUAGCAAAACACUACAGAUCCUUUGCUAAAUUAAACACUCUUGUAAAAACUA